Daucus carota subsp. sativus is the source of this 1113-nucleotide messenger RNA. RefSeq lists its product as uncharacterized. The transcript has 2 exons. The coding region runs from base 224 to 706 and encodes 160 amino acids. NCBI's taxonomy places the organism in Eukaryota, Viridiplantae, Streptophyta, Magnoliopsida, Apiales, Apiaceae. The record is from RefSeq and is a predicted model, not a curated record.
GACAAAAAUAAUUAUUGAACAAAGUGAACAGCUAGCUAUGGGGAAUGGGGGAGAAAGGCAAGGCCAAGGGGGUCCUUGAAUAUAUGUUGGAUCGACCAAAAGGCAAACUACAGAGUGCUGUGCAAUUAUUCAUCCCAUCUUAUUUCAUCCUCAGCUUGUGAAAAGCUAAAAUUCUCCUCUCAAAAACUCAAGAAUAAAAAACCCUAGAAUUAUAUUACGAGCCAUGAAGAACACGAUCAGAUGCUGCAUCUCCUGCAUUCUACCAUGCGGCGCUCUCGACGUGAUCCGGGUAGUCCACUCGAACGGGCACGUCGAAGAGAUCAGUGGCACGAUCCGUGCAGCUGAGAUCAUGAAACUGAAUCCCAGGCACAUGUUGAAGAAACCCUCUUCGCCAUCUGACGAUCACACUUGUCCCAAAAUGGUGGUACUUCCCCCUGAUGCCGAGCUUCAACGUGGCAAGAUAUACUUUCUCAUCCCUCUUCCUAAGGCACACGAGAAGAGCCGCUCCAGAUCAUCGUCCAAGAAGAAGAGGAGAGUUUCGGAGAGUAACAACAUCACGGUCACAAACUUGCUUAUAAAUUCUGAUCAGUAUCUGAGUGAGAUCUUGUCGGAGAAAGUUUCGGUCCAGAGGGAUCGAAGAGGAGGCCGGACAGGAGUCUGGAGACCUCAUUUAGAGAGUAUUUCAGAGGCAGCCAGCGAUACGUAAUUUGUAUUUCCAAGCUCACAUUCACUACAACAAAAACGACUAAUUUUGACGCAAGUUCGGCCUAUCAAAAUAUUUGUCAGAAAUUUUCCGUCAUAAAUUGUCAAGAUUAUUGCCGCCGGGGACGAUUAUAUAUGUAUAAAUAUUAUUAGGGUUGAGGAAGAUGAGGGGUUUGAGCCUAUUUUCUUGCUUGUACAUAAGCAUGGAACUGAAAAGAACAAAAUAUAUUAUGUUAUGGUUCCUGUAUUUUGUUAAUGAAUUAUGAUGAGCAACUCGAGUAGGGUCUUGCAUGUGAGGGAGUAAUGAUAAUUGCGAAAGCAAGAUAUAUCGCACUAUUUUUAGCAAUGUAUUUUUUUCCUUUUUUUCUUGAAUAAGAUUGAAGGUGUUAUAUAUAUAUUGUGAUGUGAACA